Molecule: messenger RNA, 976 nt
Organism: Exophiala oligosperma
Lineage: Eukaryota; Fungi; Ascomycota; Eurotiomycetes; Chaetothyriales; Herpotrichiellaceae
Exons: 1
Coding region: 210-809 (199 amino acids)
Source: RefSeq, a predicted model, not a curated record
AAUGCUUCAACAUCAACAGGCGGUGAGUAUUCGAUUUCUACGUCCUGCGAGGAAAGAGAGAUAACCAGGUGACAACACCAAACGAAGAGACUUCAUCCGUGAACUGUUCAACAGAGCCAUGUUAUAGGAUUACUACAGCCUAGUAGUAGGCUGGAUCAUUCGACACGACGGCAGCAAAGUCUGGUUCAACAUAAAUCGAGCAUCCAAUUAUGCCCAUCCCGUGGGAGAGGUACAUGCCAGGCGGCUUUUAUCGCCAGCAGAUGACGACUCUACUAUCGCCUAUAGUAGAACUCCGUGAGAGCCCAUUCAGUCAAAUACCGCCUCCUUCCCGCCGAAAUCUGACCAACAAUGCGAACAACGAAAAUCAUUCCGUGGACUCAUACUUUCCUGGCACUUACGAAAGACAUGACGGUGUCCGCACUUCAUUCGGCUCGAUACGCACCAUUAGCAGCACAACUUCCUCCAACAGCGAAAGAAAUGCCUCUCAAUUCCCCGACGCCGAAAAAGAGGAAGCAAAGCUCGAGGAUGAAGUCGAGGACCAUGGGCUAGAUCCUUCCGACCUGAGGGGUACGCAUGGUGUGGCUUCUGCCCCUGCUCCGGCUGGCAUUCCAAAUUUCUCAUUGCCCGGUCGUGGCACGAAAAGACCGAUCUUCCCCAGUCGCUUUGGGGAUGGCAAGAUUGAAACUAUAGACUGGGCAUACAAUGUCCGUGAUUUUGGUCGACAUCGCAGCACAAUGUGCCCGCCGGGCCACUGGCGAAACUUCUCUCUGCCUUCGAACGUAGUCAUCCGGAGGGCUAGUGUUAGUUAGGAGACUCCUCGAAAGCAAAAUCAUUUCAGGCGAGAGAUGUCCGAGGGUACUCUUUAUCUGCAGAGACACUAUGUCUGAAGGCACUUCUAGACCAGUACCUCGUCGUCCUCAAAUACAGAUAUAUAAUGUUAUUCAGAGAGAGAGGACUUUUGCUUGCUUCUCUACAC